Molecule: messenger RNA, 1788 nt
Organism: Osmerus eperlanus (European smelt)
Lineage: Eukaryota; Metazoa; Chordata; Actinopteri; Osmeriformes; Osmeridae
Product: E3 ubiquitin-protein ligase RNF126-like
Exons: 11
Coding region: 65-991 (308 amino acids)
Biological process (GO): protein ubiquitination
Cellular component (GO): cytoplasm
Molecular function (GO): ubiquitin protein ligase activity
Source: RefSeq, a predicted model, not a curated record
GCACCGACAUAUUUUGUCCCUGUCAGAGCACCGUACAGUCACUAUCUUCACAAGUGAGAUAAAAAUGGCGGAGGCACCACCGUGGCCCAGCCGGUUCUUCUGUCACCGGUGCUCAGCCGAGAUAAACCCCCGCCUCCCCGACUACACGUGUCCCAGAUGUGAGUCUGGCUUCAUCGAGGAGCUCCUGGAGGAGGAAAGCGCCGAAAACGGUUCCUCUGCCAGCAUCACUAGCGGGACCCAGAACACGCUGGCCUUCCAGAACGUGGAACCCCAGCAGAUGUUCCCCCUCCCUCCUGGGUUUGGCCAGUUUGCUCUGGGGCUGUUUGAUGAGCCGGUGCCAGAGGACAACCGUGAGGUAGAGAACCGCCGGGAGAGGGAGAUGGUGUCACGGCAACGCUACAGCGCCAGGCAACCACGGGUUCGACAUGGCGCCAGGAGGCAGAUCGGGAGGCAGGAGGGCGUGCCCACACUGGAGGGAAUCAUUCAGCAGCUGGUGAACGGAAUCAUUGCGCCCACGGCCAUGCCUAAUAUGGGCGUGGGGCCUUGGGGGGUGCUGCACUCCAACCCCAUGGACUACGCCUGGGGGGCCGGUGGUCUGGACGCCAUCAUCACACAGCUGCUGAACCAGUUUGAGAACACGGGUCCUCCUCCAGCUGACAGGGAGAAGAUCAAGACCCUGCCCUGCAUCCACAUCACAGAGGAGCAUGUUGGCUCAGGUCUAGAGUGUCCUGUGUGUAAGGAAGACUACAGCACAGGAGAGACAGUCAGGCAGCUUCCAUGUAACCACUUGUUCCACAACGACUGCAUCAUCCCCUGGCUGGAGCAGCAUGACACGUGUCCUGUGUGCAGGAUGAGUCUGAGUGGACAGAACACAGCCAUGAACCCACCAGGAUUAUCAGGAAUGAACUUCACCUCCUCCUCCUCCUCCUCCUCUUCCUCCACUCCUCCGUCCUCCAGCUCCACCAGUCAGGACAACUCUACAGACUCCUAGAACCUCCUCCGCCUUCCUCACCCAUGACCGUGUCCCCCACCCUCCCCCUGUCUGACCCCAACUGGGGGAAGGAUGCCCAGGCCUGGAGGGUUAGGGCUUGGAGGCCGGAGGGGGUAGGGCUUGGAGGCCUGGAGGGGUAGGGCUUGGAGGCCUGGAGGGGUAGGGCUUGGAGGCCUGGAGGGUUAGGGCUUGGAGGCCUGGAGGGGUAGGGCUUGGAGGCCUAGAGGGUUAGGGCUUGGAGGCCUGGAGGGGUAGGGCUUGGAGGCCUGGAGGGACGGAUGCUCUUCCCCCCAGGACUCCCCAGCCUUCAGACCCCUGUCCUCUCUUGGGGUGACGGGCUGGACCCGGCCUCCUGCAGGAGGAGGAGGAAGAGGAGGAUUGUAGAAGUAAUAUCGUGGCUGGAUGGGAUAUGAAACAGGACAGUACUGCUGUUGAACACCUUCAGUAUGGUUGUCUUCAGAGCAAGACUGUAGCUAUUUUUCAUCCAGAUGACUUUUUAAACCAGGUUGUGAUUAUUAAGCUGUCAAGUUUUUAAGUAGCGGUCGCAAGUGCUCAGUUCAAAGUCUUAAUGGACUGAGAUGUUGACUCAUCUACAAUGUAUGUUUGUUCAGUAUUUGAAAAUGGAAAACAUAUUUGUACCCUCUCUCCCAACACAUACACACAUGCACACUCAUACAUAAACAACAGCUAGCUGGAUGGAUGGAAGAUGAGCUUAAUUUGGCCUCCUGGUGGUUUUCACAUCUGCAUAGUUGUCAUCAUGUAUAAUUUCACUAGAUUAAAGACAUUUUUAUUAUGAA